Molecule: messenger RNA, 3113 nt
Organism: Paramacrobiotus metropolitanus
Lineage: Eukaryota; Metazoa; Tardigrada; Eutardigrada; Parachela; Macrobiotidae
Product: DNA topoisomerase I, mitochondrial-like
Exons: 11
Coding region: 257-2467 (736 amino acids)
Biological process (GO): DNA topological change; DNA replication; chromosome segregation
Cellular component (GO): nucleolus; chromosome
Molecular function (GO): DNA topoisomerase type I (single strand cut, ATP-independent) activity; DNA binding
Source: RefSeq, a predicted model, not a curated record
GUGCUUUGCAGCUUACAAGUUACCAGAUCGCACUCAAACUUUCACAGCAGCUUGAGCACAUUUUCACUUUGCAAACGUUUAGGCUCGUUAAAUUCAAUCUUUGUUACACGUCAUUGAACUUGGUUUUCUAACCUAUUCCACUAUAAUCCAAAAGGUUCUAGAGUUUCAGUUGGGCACUGUAAUCGUGGACUUAGAUUUUUUCCUACCUCGGAUUAUCCAGACAGAGUCCAAAUUCCUGUUGUACUGAUAUACAAUCAUGAGUCCUACCGCCAAAGUAAAAACAGAAGUAAAGAAAGAAAUACACUCAGCUGACGGCAGUAUUCCCAAUGGUACUACGGAUUCACGGCCAGCCGAACACCAGUCACCCGCAGCUGUUAAGCGCGAAUUAGGAGAAGCAGCGGAAGCACUGCUCAUGUUGCAGAACGACGGUGGUUCAUCCAGCAAGAAGCGGCAAGCGCAGAACGGUGAUCACGCGUUGAAGAAGGUCAAAUCCGAGCCCGAAGCUUCGACGUCCAAAGACCGAACGAAUGGAUCUAGUGCGAAGAAAAAAAAGAAGAACUAUUCGGACGACGAAGGUGACAGUGAUUAUGAGGUUGCGCCAAAAAAGAAGAAAACACAGUCGAAAGACAGUUCGACUAAAGAAAAGUCCAAGGACAAAUCAAAAGACAAAGCUAAAUCCAGCUCAAAAAAUGACAAAAAACCAGUCAAGAGUUCACCUGGAUCCAGCACGGCUGGUUCGCCGCGUAAGAAGAAACAAGAAGAAGAGCCUGAAGUGUGGAAAUGGUGGGAAGAGAAACGCGGUGACGAUGAAAUAAAAUGGAAAACACUUCAGCAUAAAGGACCUGUGUUUGCGCCUCCAUAUGAGCCAGUUCCGUCACACGUGAAAUUUCUUUAUGAUGGGAAGGUGAUGCAGUUAUCGAAUGAAGCAGAAGAAGUGGCGACUUUCUACGCGAAGAUGUUGGACCACGAUUACACCACGAAAGAAGUUUUCAACAAGAAUUUUUUUAAGGACUGGAGAAAAGUUAUGACUGCAGAAGAGAAGAAGAAGAUAGAAGAUCUUCGGAAAUGUGAUUUCACUCAGAUGGCCACUUAUUUCAAAGAACAAACCGAACUGCGAAAACAAAGGACAAAGGAAGAAAAGCAGAAAUUAAAGGAAGAAAACCAAGCUCAGUUGGAAGAAUAUGGAUUUUGUUUGAUGGAUGGGCAUAAAGAAAAGAUCGGUAACUUUAAAAUUGAACCUCCCGGGCUUUUCCGUGGUCGCGGGGAACACCCAAAAAUGGGUAUGCUGAAACGACGCGUUAGGCCUCAGGAUGUCAUCAUUAACUGCAGUUCGGAUGCUACUGCACCGAAGCCUCCACCGGGCACAAAAUGGAAAGAAGUGCGCCAUGAUAACAGGGUAACAUGGUUGGCAUGCUGGAACGAAAAUAUCCUUGGAACCAACAAAUAUAUCAUGUUAAAUCCCAGUAGUAAGUUAAAAGGCGAAAAAGAUUGGAAGAAGUACGAAACGGCUCGGAAGCUCAAGUCUAAAGUAGAUGACAUCCGUGCGACUUACCGGUCUGACUGGAAGUCUAAGCAGAUGCAAGCGCGACAGCGCGCUGUCGCGCUUUACUUCAUCGAUAAGCUAGCGCUUCGAGCUGGUAAUGAAAAAGAAGAAGGUGAAACUGCCGAUACCGUGGGUUGCUGUUCCCUGCGUGUUGAACACAUCAAAUUGCACGACGAAAUUGAUGGGAAGAAAUAUAUGGUUGAUUUCGAUUUUCUUGGUAAGGACAGCAUCCGAUACCAAAAUCGUGUGGAAGUGGAGAAGCGCGUUUUCAAAAACCUCAAACUGUUUAUGGCAAACAAGGAUCCUGGUGACGAUAUUUUUGACCGGUUAAAUACUACGACUCUCAAUAAGCAUCUGAGUGAACUGAUGGAAGGUCUGACAGCCAAGGUGUUUCGUACGUACAAUGCUAGUAUAACACUCCAGGAACAGCUGGAGAAACUCACAAAAGACAAGGAUUUAUUGGCUGGUAAGAUGUUGUCGUACAACCGCGCUAAUCGCGCCGUGGCCGUUCUCUGUAACCAUCAAAGGAGUGUACCGAAAACAUUCAGCAAGCAGAUGGAGAACGUUCAAGCAAAAAUAUCCGCGGCGAAGGAUAAAGUUAAAGAAGCCAAGAAGGGUCAUAAGGAAGCCAAGGACGAUUAUAAAAAGAGCAAAAGCGCCACAAAUAAGUCAAAAAUGGAUAAAGCAGAACAGAAGUAUGAGCGGGCCAAGGAGGCACUGCAUAAGCUUGAGAUUGCUGCCACGGAUAAGGAGGAGAAUAAGACCAUUGCUCUGGGAACGUCCAAGUUGAACUAUCUGGAUCCCCGAAUUACGGUUGCAUGGUGCAAAAGUAAUGAUGUUCCCAUAGAAAAAGUUUAUAACAAAACGCAGCGUGAUAAAUUCCGAUGGGCUAUUGAUAUGGCUGGUCCAGACUUUGUGUUUUAAUGCGUUUGGCAUGGCUUUCAUUCGCCGUCAUUCUGUAUUCCUCUUUGGUUACCUCGCAAAAUUGGAAGCCUGAUGAUGGAUAAUUAACCCGUAUUUUAGAAGUUUUUUAAUUGGAGCAUUGAAAGCUCAUUGCGUCCAUCCAUUUUUAAAUUUAUUAGUUCCGGAAAUCCUACCAUUCAGGCCCAUAUGUCGGUGAUUCCUGUCAUUGUUGUAUCCAUCUCGUUAAUUUUGUUCCGCUUUGCAUGGAGUUGUGGUUUGGAUUAUGCAGUGAUCCUUGAAUGACGCGGCAGGGUGCAUUUCUUGAUUGUGUUUAUUCCCGCUCUUCUAAUUCUUCGCCUGCUGCUGUGUUAACUGUUGUAUGGAGUGUGGCCCGGAAGUACUUCUCCUUUUUGUAUUAAUUUAAUCCAUUCGACUGUAUUUUCAUUGUCAUGGUAGAAGUUAUCUCUGGGUAGGUAUGUUGUACAUUUCGAUUAUAUGCAGUAUGCACUAUUCGAUUGAUUUAGCCUUUUAACUUGUAAAUUCUGAUCUAUUGCGCUCGUGGUUUGGUUGAUUUCUGAUACGUUUUUGUUAUGCAAAAUAUUGAUCAUAUACAUUUAUAUAUUCUCAGUGUCAGCACUUCGAUGCCGAAGUAAAAUUGUUGCGGUGU